Molecule: messenger RNA, 864 nt
Organism: Closterium sp. Naga37s-1
Lineage: Eukaryota; Viridiplantae; Streptophyta; Zygnematophyceae; Desmidiales; Closteriaceae
Source: the annotation of a GenBank genome assembly
AUGGCUGGAGAGGCGGUGGACGCCGUUCAAGAGCUGAAACUGGCCGCCGUGCUGGACGCUCGAGACGAGCAGCGCCGGUGGGAGGAGGAAGAGGAGGAAGAGGAGGAGGAAAUGGGGGAACUGGAAGAGAGCGAGGAGGAAGAGAAGGUCGGUUUGACCAGCGCUGAUACCUCACCCGAGGCAGGGAGCGCGGGCGCGGGCGCGGGGAAGCGGUGGGUGUGCGGGCCGCGCGUGGAGGCGGUGAUGCGCAGCAAGGUGGCGCGGCUGGUGAAGCCGGACAUGCUGCUGGCCCUGCAGGAGCUGCAGCGCCAACAGCAAUGGCGCCUGGCCGCGCGGGGAGCACUGGUAAGGAUGGAAUGCCCGCCUGCUCGCCCACCUACACUGCGCUGCUCGCCGCUCACUGCGGCUCCGCAUUGCUUUCCCACCUCCCACCCCCCAUGCCACCUGCAUUUCUCUCAGGUGUUUGAGCACGUGCGCACGGAGCACUGGUACAAGCCCGACGCGGACCUCUGUGCGCGCAUGAUCAACUGCCUGGGGCUGGCCGGCCGCAUCACCGACGCACAGGCGCUCUUCCAGGCCACACAGGACGAGGACGGCAUGCCCCCCUGCUCGCCCACCUACACUGCCCUGCUCGCCGCUCACUGCCGCUCCGGGGACCACAGGAGCGGCCGGGAGGUGCUGGGAAGGAUGAGGGAGGCACGGGCGGGGCCGUAUGAUGCGGCGUACAUGAUUCUGAUCAAGACGUGUGAGGCGCAGGGGGAUGCGGGGGCAGCAGCGGAGUUGAAGCAGGAGCGAGAUGUGGUGCUGGCAGAGUGGGGGCAGUUGGGGCUGCCUAAACCCCCAAGGCGCUCAAAGAAGAUGUAG